AUGGAGGAGAUUGAUGGUAGCCCUGUUCAACAUAUUGCUAAGAAAGUAAGGGUUGAGGAAGCUGUAGAAGUGAAAAACAAAGUUGAAUUGAAGAAAGUGGAAGCUAAGCCUGGUGCAGAGGAGACUCUGGUGGAAGUUAAAAGAAAAGAGAAGAAGAAGAAAAAGAAACAGGAAGGAAAAGAAGAGGACGGGAGGAGACCACAGUUGUGA
This is a messenger RNA of Thlaspi arvense, 210 nucleotides long. The record is from the annotation of a GenBank genome assembly. NCBI's taxonomy places the organism in Eukaryota, Viridiplantae, Streptophyta, Magnoliopsida, Brassicales, Brassicaceae.